Ctenopharyngodon idella (grass carp) is the source of this 3094-nucleotide messenger RNA. RefSeq names its product phosphofructokinase, liver b (gene pfklb). Gene Ontology annotation, biological process: fructose 6-phosphate metabolic process; fructose 1,6-bisphosphate metabolic process; canonical glycolysis. Lineage: Eukaryota; Metazoa; Chordata; Actinopteri; Cypriniformes; Xenocyprididae. Bases 141 to 2480 code for a protein of 779 amino acids. The transcript is spliced from 22 exons. Gene Ontology annotation, molecular function: fructose-6-phosphate binding; AMP binding; 6-phosphofructokinase activity. The record is from RefSeq and is a predicted model, not a curated record. Gene Ontology annotation, cellular component: cytoplasm; 6-phosphofructokinase complex; membrane.
GAGACGCGCGUGCGUGCGCGCGCCGCCGACACAAUUCGUGCGCUGCGUGCGGUGCAUGUAAGAAGCUUUCACGGGAAUCAGUCCGCAGGAAGCGAGCGUGUUUUCCGCUGUUAACGGGUUUAUAUCUGCGAUCUUCCAUCAUGCAUGUGGACUUUGAGAAGCUGCGGAUGAGCGGCGCGGGGAGAGCCAUCGCGGUUCUGACCAGCGGCGGGGACGCGCAGGGGAUGAAUGCGGCUGUUCGUGCUGUAACACGCAUGGGCAUUUUUGUGGGCGCCAAAGUGUACCUGAUUUAUGAGGGUUAUCAAGGACUGGUGGAUGGAGGCGACCAUAUCAAACUCGCCAACUGGCAGAGCGUCACCAACAUCAUUCAACUUGGCGGCACCAUCAUCGGCAGCGCCCGCUGUAAAGCCUUCACCACGCGAGAGGGCCGUCUGUCAGCGGCGUUCCACCUGGUCCAGCGCGGCAUCACCAACCUGUGUGUGUGUGGAGGAGACGGCAGCCUGACGGGGGCCAACAUCUUCCGCAGCGAGUGGAGCCACCUACUGGCAGAGCUGGUGCAGCAGGGCCGGAUCACGGACUCUCUGGCGCAGCAGUUCACUCAUCUGAACAUCGUGGGUUUGGUCGGAUCCAUUGAUAAUGAUUUCUGUGGAACUGACAUGACAAUCGGAGCCGAUUCUGCUCUGCAUCGAAUCAUGGAAGUUAUUGAUGCCAUCACAACCACGGCACAGAGUCAUCAGAGGACGUUUGUGCUGGAGGUGAUGGGACGCCACUGCGGGUAUCUGGCGGUGGUUUCCGCUCUGGCGUCUGGAGCCGACUGGCUCUUCAUCCCGGAGGCUCCGCCGGAGGACGGCUGGGAGGAUCACAUGUGCGCUCGACUGGGAGAGAGUCGCAGUAAAGGUUCCCGUCUGAACAUCGUGAUCAUCGCAGAAGGAGCCAUCGAUAAACAUGGGCAGCUGAUCUCGUCCAACUAUGUCAAAGAUCUGGUGGUUCAGCGGUUGGGUUACGACACACGGGUCACUGUGCUGGGUCACGUUCAGAGGGGAGGAACGCCGUCCGCCUUCGACAGAGUCCUGAGCAGUAAGAUGGGUGUGGAAGCCGUGGUGGCGCUGCUGGAAGCCACUCCGGAGACUCCGGCGUGUGUGAUCGGCCUGUCGGGGAAUCAGGCCAUGCGUCUGCCGCUCAUGGAGUGUGUGAACAUGACGAAAGAGGUUCAGAAAGCCAUGAAUGAAAAGAGAUUUGAAGAGGCUAUUCAGUUACGUGGAAAGAGCUUUGAGAACAACUGGAACACGUACAAGCUGUUAGCUCAUCAGAAACCGGCUCAGUCGAAGAGCAAUCACUCUAUGGCGAUUCUGAACGUCGGCGCUCCGGCCGCGGGGAUGAACGCAGCGGUGAGGUCAGCGGUCAGGGUGGGACUCGCUCAGGGUCACAGGGUUUACACCGUCCACGACGGCUUCGAGGGUCUGGCCAAAGGCGCGUUGACCGAGGUUCACUGGCAUGAUGUGGCGGGCUGGACGGGGCAGGGAGGGUCACUGCUGGGCACCAAACGAACUCUUCCCAACUCCUGCAUGGAGAGCAUCGUGGCGAAUAUUGGCAAAUUCGGCAUCCAGUCGCUGCUGGUGAUUGGUGGAUUUGAGGCGUAUGAAGGAGUUCUUCAGCUGGUUGAAGCUCGAGGUCACUAUGAUGAACUCUGUAUCGCCAUGUGUGUGAUUCCGGCUACGAUCAGUAACAAUGUUCCGGGCACAGACUUCAGUUUGGGAGCAGACACCGCAGUGAACGCCGCCAUGGAGAGCUGCGACAAAAUCAAGCAGUCAGCGUCUGGAACCAAACGCCGCGUCUUCAUCGUGGAGACGAUGGGCGGAUACUGUGGUUACCUAGCAACCACCACCGGCAUCGCCGUGGGCGCAGACGCCGUCUACAUCUUUGAGGAGCCGUUUAACAUCCAUGAGCUGGAGACGAACGUGGAGCAUCUGACGGACAAAAUGAAGAAUGAUAUCCAGAGAGGACUAGUGCUGAGGAAUGAGAAGUGUCACAAGCACUACACCACUGACUUCAUCCACAACCUGUACUCCGCCGAGGGCAAAGGCGUCUUCGACUGCAGGGUCAAUGUCCUGGGUCACCUGCAGCAGGGUGGCGUUCCCACUCCAUUUGACAGGAAUUUCGGCACUAAGCUGGGAGUGAAGUCCGUUCUGUGGCUCACGGAGAAGAUGAACGACACGUACAGACAGGGCCGUGUGUUUGCGAACGCUCCGGAUACGGCCUGUGUGAUCGGCAUGAAGAAGAAAGUCAUGUCAUUCAGUCCCGUCACCGAACUCAAGACACACACCGACUUCGAGCACAGGAUGCCGAAGGAGCAGUGGUGGCUGAACCUGCGGCCCAUGCUGAAGAUGUUGGCCAAGUAUCAGACCAGCUUUGACGAGUACGUGACAGGAGAAAUCGAGCAUGUGACGCGUCGCACCCUCAGCAUGGAGACUGGGUUUUAAACAGCAGCACACUCUCUCCAGAAGAGGGCGCUAGUGUUAACAAUCCUCCCUCAGCCCGAGACCAAACUAACCUCUGACACCUGUGUUUAUGAUCAACUGAACUAUCAGUGUUCAUCAGUUACAUUCAUCAGGAAGUGAAAUGUGGAAUAACUCAGAUAUUGACCAGAUUAAUGUAAUGUUGUAUUCGUGCUCGAGCCGUCUGUUGUGCCUUUGUCUUGUAUUAUUAGUUUUUAACAUCUGGCCUGCUGUAAAUGUGAAUCUUUAUAUUUCAGCUUGAGUUUGAGUCAAAGAGAUUUCAUGUUUUGUCAUAAAGGAAGUGCACUACAGUCUCAGUCAAAUGAUUUAUAUGUGAAAUGUGAAAGAUCUUGUUGAUUUUCUGAUGUGUUUGAAUCAGUGGUUUGUGGAAACAGUCUUUUUGUCAGGAUUUUCCUCUGAUUUUGUAUUUGUCAGGAUUUUCCUCUGAACUGACCUGUAGAAAUGCUGCCAUUUUGUACCCCUAAAUCAUGUUUACAGAUUAAUAUGUUAGAUUUGCAUGUCUGAAGUUUUAAAGAUGUGCUUCAGUAAAUAAACCUGACAGAAAUAAAUAUGGAUAUUUUCUGCUGAUUAACCCAAAA